UAUUUCACAAAAUUUGUUGGGACAAGAAAUUACAACCGUGACUAAUUUAUGUCGAAUGUCUUCGUGGAGGUCGAAAAAAAUGACGCUUGAAAAAGUCAAAGCUGAUGACAUCUCACGCUGUGAAACACGGAUGUAA
Messenger RNA from Racocetra fulgida, 136 nucleotides. The record is from the annotation of a GenBank genome assembly. NCBI's taxonomy places the organism in Eukaryota, Fungi, Glomeromycota, Glomeromycetes, Diversisporales, Gigasporaceae.